This is a messenger RNA of Macrobrachium nipponense, 813 nucleotides long. Its product is annotated as venom serine protease 34-like. Lineage: Eukaryota; Metazoa; Arthropoda; Malacostraca; Decapoda; Palaemonidae. The coding region runs from base 28 to 798 and encodes 256 amino acids. The transcript is spliced from 6 exons. Gene Ontology annotation, molecular function: serine-type endopeptidase activity. Gene Ontology annotation, biological process: proteolysis. The record is from RefSeq and is a predicted model, not a curated record.
UGUGCAGAUAACACCUCGAACGUAUCGAUGACCUGCUCCAGUUUUAGACUGUCGAGCUGCACUUAUUCGUACAUGACAAUCACUGGACAAGGACUCAGCAAAAGGUAUUGCGGAACAAAGUCCACUUUCACCGAAGUAAGCGGAAAUGACCAGAUGGCAGUGCGCUUCUUUUCGAGAACACGUACUAACCUUGGCUUCUCCUGCACAGUUAGUUGCUCAGGAACAGCACCAAAUACAACUACAACUACAACUGCAAAUACAACAAUGACUGUGCAAUGCCGAUGUGGCAGACGAAAUCCUGUGACUAGGAUAGUUGGAGGAGUGCCCACAACAAUGCAUGAAUAUCCUUGGCAAGUUGCGCUGACAUCAACUACGGGAACCAGGCCAUUCUGCGGUGGAUCUAUCAUCUCAGACCAGUAUAUCCUGACAGCAGCUCAUUGUGUCUCUGGAUCACAGCCAUCAAGUGUCAUUGUCGUCAUUGGAGAGCAUAUCUGGGACACAACAACGGAAACAAACGUAACACAGAGGAGAGCAGCAUCACAAAUCAUGGUGCAUUCAGGUUACAAUAGAAAUACUCAGGACAAUGACAUCGCACUGAUCAAACUCACAAGUCCAAUUACUUUCCCAGCUGACAACAAGAUCGCUCCUGUGUGUCUUCCACCCGCUGGCAAUUUAUACGAUAGCGUAACUGCUACUGUUACAGGCUGGGGAACUACUACUUCAGGUUUGUGUGUCUCAAAUAAGAGUCUACAUGUCACUGAUACCUGCAAAGAACAGUCAGGUUCUUUGCUGAUCUAGACUAAUCAGUCCGAA